CCUGGGACUGAACUUGAAGAGCGCUUCUCUCCAUUGCAGUGGCUUCAAAUGCCGGGCAAUGCCUGAGCAAAGUUCUGCAAAUUGGGUCCAAGAACAGGCUAGCAAAGCAAUGCAACGUGGGUGAGAAAUAUCGCUGGGUGGUCACGCCACAUUGUAGUUGCCUCACGAGUUUGCGCCCCAUUUGCCAUUUAUGUUGUCAUGCGGGUUUCAAGAAGGGCAAUGCAGGACUUGAGCUAGGAUUUGACAGCUUCCAGUUCUUUUCUGGGCCGCUGCUGAGCACUCACAACCAAGGCUUCACCAAUGGCAACAACAGCGUGUGCCCUGGGUCCUUCAUGCAACUCCAAGGGUCAGACAACGCGCUCAGUCUAUUACAACACAAAUCUCACACUGCUCUGGGCAGCUCCUCUCCUGUGUCUGCUCCUUUUGGGGGGCGCCUCGGCACAGGGCCUCAUCCCGGUUCCCGCCACAGUGACGCGCGAGCUGGGUGCGUAUUACAUCAGCAAGUUUGGGCUCACCGAUGCGGACUUCGACUUUUAUUCUGUCCUGACGCAGCGAAACAUUGGCAACGUGUAUGCCCAGAUCAACAAUCUUUCGGCCACUGAUACCCCCCAGGCCGCUGCAAGGAAGAGCAGCACCGUGCGGGGAUUGCACUCUGCAAACACGCUGGGGGGGAGGGUGACCGUGGAAAGCUUUUACCGUUUACUACGCUGCGAGGAUGACAGUUGUUUCGUGACAAGCAGGGUGGUUGUGGCUGAAGUAGACAGUGCUGUCAAUGGCCCCCCCCAAUACGCCAUGGCCACCGUCAGAUCCAAGCUAGGUGGCACCCACUGGACUCUUAAUGCCCCACAGAGUGUCGCCAGCAAUCUCCUAGAUACACAAGAAGAGGAGUCAUACAAAGAUCCUGUUUACAGGGGGUUUACGCUGUACCACAAGGUAACCCGGCCCCCUCCGUGUAGCUCGGCUUUGCCCAUGACGCAUGGGGGAGCCCUCCAAGAGCUGCGUGGCAAACCAGGCUUCCAGUGCGUCAAUAGUGACGGGCUUACCCUUAUCGUCGGAGCCAGAGGGAUCCAGGGGAUCCCGCUACCAUGGGACCAAUGCAAGGGGGACCUUUUCCUGCUGUAUGUCACAAGUUCUUUGGACGUGGGCCCAUCGGUUUAUAGAGUAAUCACAAACCCUGGCAAUGUUCCAUUUACGGUGACUCUCUUCCUCCCGCCCAACAGCCAAGACUGCAACUUUCUCUAUGCGGGCGGGCCAGCCAAGAUCGUGGCCGCUGCACGUGCUUUGAUGAACCAUGACUUCCGUCCGGACACCUACCCGAAUUUCGACGUCUUGCCCGAAAUCUUGGCGCUCGGGUUCAACAACUCAAGAGCGCAAUGCGCGCCAUACUUUAGGGGCACCUAUGGGCAGUUCGUGAGUGGCCAAGCGACACCGCCCACCGAAGUUGGCCUCGUCGAUCCCUAUCUCCCUUACAAUGUCAGCAGCUUGGCAACAUGUGUAGCUAUGCUGGGAGAAGACACGCCAGAUACGUCCUUCAGUAGGAUAGCCGAAAAUGCGUGCGCUCAGCUGUUCUUGGGAAAAGGAGGGGACCAACUAAGAGAGGCAAUCAUAACUCAAGGUGGAGACUCCCCGGAUACCCAGACUUCAGACACGACAUACCUGGAGUACACCUGCGGCGAAUCUAGUUACAGUCUAGGGAUAUCAUUGAUAUUGCCUCAGAUUGCAGCAGACUUCGAGGCGGAGAAGAACUUCGUGCUAUUGUCUUCCGAGGUGAAGUAUCAUUUAGACGCGGUCGCAACCAACGCCGCCUCCGUUUUGGCCGUCGAGGCCGCUGUUGCCACUAGCGGGAUCAUAAUUGCACGGACUAUCGCCCGCUCAGGGCUCUACCGUCGGAGGCGCGUAGCGAGCAACCUGGCCCGCGGGGUAGCAAUGGCCGGCUCGCUGAGUAACCACGGCGACAAAGCGGUUUUCACGCAGGUGAGCGUUCACAACUACCGUCCGGGCAACUUCUCCACCGUGCUGCGCGCCGAGACGUACACAUUCGUGACUGUGCAAGGCUCUCGCGCGACCGCAGUCAUUGGGCUGGUGCUCUACAGCGCGACCAUGCUGCUCUGCCUCUAUCUCACCUGGACCGAGUUCACCGAGAUCAUCCACCGCAGGGAGGCUGCUGAAAGUCGAUUUGGACAAGACGCCCUUAUUGCGGACAAGGACCUGCUCAUCCAGUGGCGUGCCGCAGACAGUCUUAUGUACGACACUUUGCACCCCACAAAGGUCGUUGAGUUGGCCCAAGCGCAAGAACUGGAAAUUAUGCGGCGCAACUUCGCUCUCGCGGCGAAUCCGAGGUUGCCGUCGCGGGGAGUCGACGAAUUUUCACCCCGGGGGGGGGUAAAUGAGCAGUCAUUUCGGGGGAGGGUGAACGAGUAUUCGCCGCUCCGGAGCCCCCGGCCGCAGCCACAGGAGCGUUCCGCCAGGGACCUAUAUCCGGAACAACGGAAGGACUCCGUGCCGGAUCUGUACUUGUGA
Klebsormidium nitens is the source of this 2520-nucleotide messenger RNA. NCBI's taxonomy places the organism in Eukaryota, Viridiplantae, Streptophyta, Klebsormidiophyceae, Klebsormidiales, Klebsormidiaceae. The record is from the annotation of a GenBank genome assembly.